AUGUCCAUGAAUAAUUCUAAUUCUAAUAGCCGGUCGUUUGCACGAUCACCGCAACAACGUAAAGAGAUUUUGAGGAAGAUUAUAACUAGAGCUCAAUCUCUACUGCAUAAUCAAGAAGAAGUACUAAUGGACUCAGAAAUGAUGAGCCUAUCUUCUAAUGUUUUAAAACAAUGUACAAGAUCAUUGACAAAACGUGUAUGCUCAUAUAAUCAUAUAGAAUUUGCCCAAAAAUUGGUGCAAUAUGUAAAACAACUUCCUGAUGUUGAAUCAGAAAUACCAAAUUGGUCGCUUCUAGAGUCACGAGUUAUAAAAUCCUUUAAAAAAACAUCCCAUUAUACCACAUUAUUAGGUACUUUGGUACCAUUAGAAAAGAAGGAAAUUAACAGAAGAAAACCAAUAGUUAGAGAAACUCAAGCACAAAUAAAAAAGCCAGAUAAUGUGGUAACAGUUGAAAAAGAAGAAGAAAGUGCGGAGCAAACUGUAAAAAUGAACAAAAUUAUCUCCAAGUAUUAUAAAACCUACCACAAACCACUAGACUUUUUUAAAUUAGUUCUAAACCCAGAUGACUUUGGGAAAACUGUUCAAAAUAUUUUACAAAUAUCCUUUCUUAUUCGAGAUGGACGGGUAGUAGUAACAAAAGAUGCAUCUGGAGUACUUGUUGUUCAACCAUGCUCUAAAGACAAAACUCAGGAAAAGGUAGGAAAAAGGCCAAAUAUUCAAAACGUGAUGUAUCUAAACAUGGAACAAUGGAAGGUAACACUAGAACUCCACAUAUAUAAUUAAAUGUUACUCUAAAUUAAAUAUUUUAUAUUUCAGAUCUUAAAGAACACUUAUCGGUUAAAAAAACCAAUGAUUGAUUGUGAUACUGAAACAUUGUGA
Molecule: messenger RNA, 879 nt
Organism: Heterotrigona itama
Lineage: Eukaryota; Metazoa; Arthropoda; Insecta; Hymenoptera; Apidae
Source: the annotation of a GenBank genome assembly